This is a messenger RNA of Prorocentrum cordatum, 393 nucleotides long. Lineage: Eukaryota; Dinophyceae; Prorocentrales; Prorocentraceae. The record is from the annotation of a GenBank genome assembly.
AUGGCCGGAUGUUACGAGGGCUUCGCGCAGCAGUUAUGUUGCGGUUUCUCCUCCACGAGCUGUUCAUCCAUCCUCACAGGAGGACAGAGCAUCUGGGGCGGCUACUUUGAGGACGAGUUCGUAUCCACGCUCAAGCACGAGCGGAGGGGCUGCCUCUCCAUGGUGAACACGGGGCCGAACACGAACGGCUCUCAGUUCUUCAUCACGUACGCCCGCCAGCCACACUUGAACGGCGUUUACACGACGUUCGGCCGUCUCAUCGACGGCCUCGACACAUUAGACAAGAUUGAGAAGGAGCCUGUGAAUGCGAAGAACAAGCCGCAGCGACCAAUCAAGAUAGAGAGCAUUGUGAUCCAUGCCAACCCCAUUGCAGAUGAGGAGGCGCAAGGCUGA